Molecule: messenger RNA, 878 nt
Organism: Physella acuta
Lineage: Eukaryota; Metazoa; Mollusca; Gastropoda; Physidae
Product: dermatopontin-like
Biological process (GO): collagen fibril organization
Cellular component (GO): extracellular matrix
Source: RefSeq, a predicted model, not a curated record
UGUUGGGCCCUUGAGAGCUCUACAGUUUCUAUCAACACAAAGUGACGAUCUAGUCCAUACAGACCUUUUGACGGAAAUGUCCAGCCAGUUUAAAGUCUUCUGCGUCUUGAUCUUGGCGACUGCUGCUAGGGCAGCUUAUGUAAACAUGUUGGGUCAGCCGUUUGAUUUCAAAUGUCCGGCUGGUCAAGCCAUCAGCGCCAUCUCCAGUGUGUACGACAAUCUGAUGGAGGACAGGCAGUGGUCAGUGACCUGUAGAGCUGCCAACCUGACCAACAGCUGCACGCACAGUGGCUACGUUAACGGCUUUGGGUCUCCUCUGUCCUACACUUGCCCUGGGAAAAAAGUUCUAACCGGAAUUCAGAGUUACCAUGACAACCAAGUUGAGGACCGCAGGUUCAACUUCCAGUGCUGCGCCGUGAGCAAGAGGACACCACGUGACUGUCAUACAACCAGUGACGUCAACACGAUGGGGGGCCCACUGACCCUAGAAGUCCCGGCCAACAGCGUUAUCAAGGGAGCUUACAGCGUCCAUGACGUCACAUUUGAGGACAGAACCUGGAAGUUCCAGGUCUGCAGAAUGUAAACAUGCUUUUGGUUCCUUAGAUAUUGGAAGAACUAAAGCUGUCUAAAUCCUUAGAUAUUGGAAGAACUAAAGCUGUCUAAAUCCUUAGAUAUUGGAAGAACUAAAGCUGUCUAAAUCAUUAGAUAUUGGAAGAACUAAAGCUGUCUAAAUCCUUAGAUAUUGGAAGAACUAAAGCUGUCUAAAUCCUUAGAUAUUGGAACAACUAAAGCUGUCUAAAUCCUUAGAUAUUGGAAGAACUAAAGCUGUUUAUAAACUUGUCUGAGUUUAACAAUAAAAAUAAAACGUUGCUCAAAGC